AUGAAGGCGUUCCAAUUCACAGGCAGUGCCAGCGGCCUUCAGCUCCGCAAAUUACCAAUACCCAAGCCCGGCAAAGGCCAUGCUCUGAUCAAAGUCAAGGCAGCUGGUCUUUGUCAUUCCGACACGCACGUUAUCGAAGGUGGCGGCGCUGCUUGGAUGUGCACGCUCCCCGUGGUGCUGGGCCAUGAGAUGGCUGGGACGAUUACCGAAAUCGACAGUGAUUGUGCUUCCCUGACUCUGGGCGAUCGUGUGGCCGUUGCCUGUGUAGGACAUCCUAUCGAGGAACGAAGCUUUAGUGAAGCUCUGGGCGUCGGAUGCGACGGGGGCUAUGCUGAAUAUGCUGUUGCGCCCAUCAAGAACCUGGUGAAGCUUCUGGAUGCCGUAAGCUUCGCUCAGGCAGCAGUGGCGACUGACUCCAUUGCGACGUCCUAUCAUGCUGUUGUCGCCGGAGGUCGAGUCACAGCCACGCUAAGGGCUGAGGUCUAUGGCGUUGACAUCAACCCUGCCAAAUUCGAGCCGGCGCGUGCAGCCGGCGCUCAGGCUCUGGCAACCAACAUUAAAGACUUUCCAGACAAAGCCUUUGAUGUUGUUAUUAAUUUUGCGGGCGCUCAGCAAACUGUCGAGGGUGCCAUGUCUGCUACUCGGGUGGGAGUCACGGUGGUUGUGGUCGGCUUAGCCGCGCCGCAGAUAACCUUGACAAUGUCGGAGUUCGUCACCAAAUAUAUCUCGGUCAAAGGUUCAACGAGUGCCAGCAUCGAUGAAUUGCGGAAUGUCUUGGACAUGAUAGCUGCAGGCGAUCUGAAACCACACAUUGAGGAGGUGUCGUUUGAAGACAUUCCUUUAAGGCUCGCAAGAUUAGGGUCAAGCGAACUGUCCAGAUGUUCAUAG
Molecule: messenger RNA, 888 nt
Organism: Verticillium alfalfae VaMs.102
Lineage: Eukaryota; Fungi; Ascomycota; Sordariomycetes; Glomerellales; Plectosphaerellaceae
Product: NAD-dependent alcohol dehydrogenase
Exons: 3
Coding region: 1-888 (295 amino acids)
Molecular function (GO): oxidoreductase activity
Source: RefSeq, a predicted model, not a curated record